Messenger RNA from Aspergillus wentii DTO 134E9, 1101 nucleotides. RefSeq lists its product as uncharacterized. The transcript has a single exon. Bases 194 to 949 code for a protein of 251 amino acids. The record is from RefSeq and is a predicted model, not a curated record. NCBI's taxonomy places the organism in Eukaryota, Fungi, Ascomycota, Eurotiomycetes, Eurotiales, Aspergillaceae. Gene Ontology annotation, biological process: secondary metabolite biosynthetic process. Gene Ontology annotation, cellular component: cytoplasm; nucleus.
UGGCGGAAGCGACGGAAGCCAAAUUAAUUAAUCGUAAUAGUAAUGAUAAUCACCGAAAAGGAAUAUGCUGACAUGCAUAUCACUCGGGCAUCAUCGGGCUGACUUGCUGACAAGGAUCAUCAACAUAUUUAAACCUGUACGUCCACCGAACCAUCCGGAUGUAAGAUAAUUUCUUUUCUCAAUCAUCCACACAAUGCCCAUUGCAUCUCCAGACACCCUCGAUAAACCUCGCAUCCUCUGCCUUCACGGUGGGGGCUCAUCCGCCGAGAUCUUCCGCAUCCAAACACAGCGUCUCGCCGCUGCUCUAUCCCCGUACUUCCGCCUCGUGUUCGUGCAAGCGCCAUUCCCCGCUACCAUGGCGCCAGAUCUCCAACCAUUCUACGGCUCCAUGGGCCUUGAUUCCUGCCGCCAAUGGUACCAACCUGGCACCAGCAACGAAACCAUAAUCACCCAACUUGAGUCCACCUUGCAAACAGCCAUGGCAACCGACGCAGGAACCGGAAAAUACACCGCCGUCCUGGGCUUCAGCCAAGGCGCCAAAAUGGCCAUGAGCAUUCUCCUCGAGAACCAAUUUCGACGAGACGCAGAUCCCACUCUCGCUGGGUUUGCCGGAGUGCAUUUCGAGUUUGGCAUCAUCCUCGCUGGUCGGGCGUUGCCGUAUGCGCUGAGCAAGCGGACGCUGUAUAACGGCUACUUUGACGCGCCGGGGGAAGUGCCUACGAUGGGGGUGGAUUCAGGGCAUUUCGACGAUCGGUUGAGGACGCCGACGCUGCAUGUUCAUGGAUUGAGGGAUCCGGGGAUUGAAUUGCAUCGGCAGUUGAUGCAUGACUUUGCAGAUGAGGGGAGUGCGGUGCUGGUGGAGUGGAAUGAGGGCCAUCGACUGCCGAUUAAGACGCCGGAUGUGAAGGCGUUUACGGAGGGGAUUCUCAAGGUGGCUGGCAUGUGCUAGCUAUAGAUACUGGCGUUUAUACUAUAGAUUAAUAUUUUUGGUUUUACUGUGAGUGCUUUCAUCUACUUUUGAUAGAACAAAUGAUUACCAGGAUCAAUAGCACUGAUUCAUUUCGUCUUAUUCCUCAAAUCCAUGGUCCUCUACUCCCGAUG